CCUACUGGUAUCAACACUAUAAAGCUAGGUACAAAUCAUGCAUAUUGCAACAGAAGCACCAGGGGGUUACCUUUGCAUUAUAUUAUUUUUGUUGCUCUUUUGCAACGGUACUACGUGCAGUGGUGUUGAUGGAGACAGUUUUGUGGAACAGUGGCCAAAGGAAUGCCGCUGUUAUAGCACGCCCCCAUCCAACCACACAGUUGAUUGCUCAGGGAGGUCCAUCAGAUCCAUACCCCUGGGGAUUCCACGUAAUACAACAGUCUUAGACCUACGAAACAUCGGUCUUUCUGAAAUACCGCCAUAUACAUUAAGUCAUCUGGAGAAUCUAAACACACUUUACCUUGGAGGAAAUGACAUAACAGCGUUCAACGAGAACAGUUUUGCGGGUUUAAAGGCAUUGGGAUAUUUGAAUCUGUUUCCUAUUCAUCCAGGUAUGAAUAUCGACUAUAAUGCCUUCCCUCCAACUUUGUUCCGUGAAUUAACCUCGUUGAAAACCCUUCAUAUUGGUGGAAUGGGUUCGGGUAAACAUGUUCAACAAGAUUACAUAGAUCGCACAAUAGCGCCAUUACACAAGUUGGAGGAGUUGUUUUUAUCUUAUUUGCCUCAUGGAAAUGUAUCAUUUGGUCCUGGAUAUAGUAACCUAUCGUCUCUGAAGACGCUGGUUUUCAAAAUGCAUUCAAGUGCUGUGACACAGUUGCAAAAAAAUGCUUUCUUGUGGUUAAAAAACUGCUCAAUCGAAAAACUUGCUUUUAUUGGCUAUGACAUUAACCGUGCAGAACCAGAUAUGUUAUCUAUUUUUCCACGUUUAAAAGAAUUAUAUCUGGAGUGUAGUUCUUUUCUGUCGUCGCAGAAUGAAGAAGAUUUUAUUUGCGGCUUAGAGAACAACACAUCAAUUGAAACUAUUCGCACAAAAAAUGUUUUCCUAAGUUCUUCCUCACAAUGGAGGAUAUCAGGGACAGCAUUCAAAUGCUUAGAAAAUACGUCAUUGAAAGCACUAGAAUUGAUUCACAACACCAUAGAAGAAUUUGACCUGUAUAACUUGUAUUAUUUUCCGAAUUUGGAGUAUCUAGAUCUGUCGAAUAAUCUUAUUGUCUCUUUCCCAUUAAAUGGAAAGGAAAUGUCUGGAAAUUUCUUUGGCUAUUUUAUGCAUUUUUCAGCACUGGUAGGGAACUUGAAGUACAUGAGGAUCGACAAUAACUUGAGAAACAAAGAUACGGCCUAUAAACAAUGUGACUUAACGCCUUCUUUUUGGAAAGGCCACCCGUCAUUCAAACUUAAAAAAUACGUUCCAAGCUUGUUAAAUGUAAAAGACGUGCCAUCACCAAUUUUUCGAUUUUCUCUUCCUAUUAAUAUUGAAUUCCUUUCGAUUAGUUGGUGGCCAAUUUUGGACAAUAAACUUUCUGUUUCGUGCGUCUUUAAAGGGAACUUAUAUUUUUAUCCAAAUAAUCUUCGCUUUUUUAGGAUGGAAGGCAUUGGUAUCCGUUAUAUCCAUUAUGUGUUUUAUGGAUUGGACACUUUGGAGCAUCUCGAUGUUUCCCAUAAUAUCCUCAACUGUCUUCCAAGAGAUUUUUUCAAUGGUCACUUUCCAUCGUUGAGGUCCCUAAAUCUUGGUGACAACAAACUAGGACCUUUAAUAAGUGAGGGUGGGAUACUUCCAGUAAAACUCCCAAGCUUAGAGUUUUUGGAUUUAUCACUGAAUGAGAUCAGGACCAUCCCUAAGAACUUUUUUGAACACCUUGUCUCCCUUCAACGGCUGGUGCUGCACGGCAAUUACCUGAAUACGGUGUCGUUCAGUAUGGUUAAUUUCGUGUCUGUGGAAUACAUAGAUCUGAGCAACAACAAACUACAGUCGUUUUCAUCAGAAGAGAUGGAAAAUAUUGAGAAACUAAAUUCUAGCUUAAGUAUUCAUUUGAAUAUGACGAACAAUCGUCUGGACUGCACCCUUUGCGAUGGGGAGGAAUUUCUUCAAUGGCUUAUUUUUGCAAAUAUGACAGUUACAUUUUCCAACGACUCCGAUUGCCCCAUGAAUGGUUCAAAAACAGGUCUGCGGAAUACACUAAAUGAACUUCGUGAGAAAUGUGGUAUUGGCUAUCAGAUAAAAAGUCCAAAUCAGUGGCUGUCUCUCGGGAUCUCCCUUUCUAGUAUCCUUGGUGUGACAUGCGGUUUAGUAGCAGCGUACAUAUAUCGCUGGAAUAUCAAAUAUCGACUAUAUCUACUUCGACGCCGGUUACGUAGACAAGGCUUCAUUGCAACCCCGCCUGGUCACGUGUACAUUUCAUACGAUGAUGGUGAUGACCAGUGGGUAGUGAAUGAACUUUUACGUCAUUUAGAAGAGGAGAACGAGCUUGAUGUCAUUAUAGAUCAGAGGGAUUUCAUUGGUGGAGCAUCUCUGGCUGAAGCUAUCGUCGAAGCUGUGGAUAACAGCAGGAAGACAGUUCUCGUUCUAUCAGAAAACUCCGUGCUUAACUCGUGGUGUGAAUUUGAGUUUGAAAUGUCAUUGGCUCGCGGCUACAAUUCAGUGAUACCAGUCAUGUUUCAAACGGUUCCGUUUGAUGCCAUGACGAAAUCACUUCGAAAAUUCAUCAAAGCAAGAGGCUAUGUAAAAUGGUCUGGCUCUCAAACUGGACAGCGUAUGUUUUGGAGACGUCUCAUGGAUGAUAUUCUUGACGUAAAUAAUCAACUUGUGCAUGGUGGUGAAGGUGACGACACUGAAAUGCUGUAA
Molecule: messenger RNA, 2722 nt
Organism: Lingula anatina
Lineage: Eukaryota; Metazoa; Brachiopoda; Lingulata; Lingulida; Lingulidae
Product: toll-like receptor 4
Biological process (GO): inflammatory response; toll-like receptor signaling pathway; immune response
Cellular component (GO): plasma membrane
Molecular function (GO): transmembrane signaling receptor activity; protein binding
Source: RefSeq, a predicted model, not a curated record